Messenger RNA from Dioszegia hungarica, 2085 nucleotides. RefSeq lists its product as uncharacterized. NCBI's taxonomy places the organism in Eukaryota, Fungi, Basidiomycota, Tremellomycetes, Tremellales, Bulleribasidiaceae. The transcript has 4 exons. The record is from RefSeq and is a predicted model, not a curated record. The coding region runs from base 1 to 2085 and encodes 694 amino acids.
AUGCCCUCUACCAAACGCAAAAGUACCGACGCGCCAGCCGGUACUCCGUCGAAGAAGACCCCCGCUGGCAAGUCCGCCAAGAGCAAACCGGCCGCCCCCACCCCCUCCUCCCUCGAUGGUACCUCCAUCGCCUCUUCCUCCUCCCUCGGCUUCACGGACACCCCCUCAAAGAGGCGCAAGACUGAGCCGGCCCCAAAGGCUGCAGCGAAGGGCAAGGGCAAGGGCAAGGCCGGGAAGGCGGCCAAGCCAGACCUUGAGUGGUACGACUCGGGCGGUCGGCUCGCGGCUUCGGGGAUCCUGAAUGAGGAAGAGCUGGACAUCUUCCACUUCGUCCGGAAACCCGUUUUCAACAAGCCCAAGCCUGCUGGGGCCAAGCGGGUCACGGAGCCCACCUCGUCCGCUACCCUCUACCUGGCGGACUCGGACGACGAGCUGCCGGACGUCGAGCCGGAGGAAGUCGUGGCUGACGAGGAUCUUUACGAGUCCUCGUUAUCACCCGAGGCGGCACCGUCGCAGCCGGUCUUCCGACCUACAACCCUACCACUUCGGUAUCAGCGAUUCGAGGAUCGUACUGCCCUCCUUGUGCUAUUUGAACGGAACUGGUUCCCCGCCUACCUGGUAGACUUCUUCCCCGUGCAGAGCCUCGAAGAGAAGAAGCGGAGGAAGAAGGACCAGUGGGAGGUGCAGAUGCACCCGUCGACUGGUCGGGUCAACACGAGGAAGGUAGCCCAAAAGGAUAUCAUGUACCUCGACGACGACAGGAUUGCAAGCUGCACGCUGGGCGGCAUAGCAACCGUGGCCAUGACCUACAAUUCCAACGCGCGGACCCGCGCCGCCUCGCCUACACGCGAGGGCGAAGAUGAUCCCCCCCUUCCUCAUCCCGAUACCUUCGUCGAUCUGCCCCGGGAACAGCAGAUUCGGCUUUUACGUCCCCACCUGCGCACAAUCAUACACGAGCAAUAUGAGCCAGCCCAGUGGCGUAUCGACCUCUUCCACCAGACCCAUCGUAUCAGCACAGAGAAGCUCGCAAGGGUCGCAAAUUAUGGCGACAUCUGCACGGACGAGGUCGUGCAGUGUAUCGUGCCAGAGCUGGAGAGGUGGUUAUUGAUGAGUUGCAAUCCCGACAACAACUACGACCCAGCAACCGCCCUUCACGGCUCGGAACGCUUCGACGCACUGGCUCCCGCCAGCAAGCGGGAGUUCAUCCAGCUUGUCCUCGUGCCCGAACUCAUCAUCCGACUGUGUAUCGCUUCGACCGAUUUACCGACCCUCCUGGAGCACGCUUCGCCCAAACUCAAGCUCAAAUUAGCGGCGGCCGCGCCUGCGGUGGAGGAACAGGCGGAGGAAGAGCCGAUGGUGGAAGCGUCGCAGGUGACGAUGGCUGAGCAGGCGGAUGAGCCGAUGGAGGCGGCAGAGGCAGAAGGGGAGGCGCCCGCCGAUGUAGCGGAGGAGCCGACGGGGGGGAGGUCCGACGAGAAGAUGUUUGGGGAGCCGGACGAGCAGCCGGCAACAGCGCCGGAGCCAGCAGCUCUCGCUGACGGCGGAGAGGCGCAUUGGUCCGAGGGAGAAGGGGACGGCCGUCUUGCUCCAGGUGGCUCUGCUCGCAGAGAGACGUCGGAGCUGCAGGACAUGAUCGUCGCCACCCCGGACAUUCCAAAUGGCGGUAACGAGGACAGCGCGGCCGCUGGACCGGUCGAUGCUCCAAAUCCCGCCGACGAGCCUGCUCCCCUCGGUGUCCUUACCCAAGCCUUCCCUGCCCCAGCACCUGCCCUCGCCCCUAUCCCUGCCCCCGCCCCGGAACCCCAGCCCGAAGCCGACCAGCCCAACCUCACCCCGGACGAGCUGUACAACCUCGCCGUCAGGCAUCUACACUCGCUCGCCGCGGACGACACCACCUCCCGAUGGGAGUACAUCACGCGUGAGAUCAAGCAGACGCGAAGUCUCAUGCGUGAUGAGCAAGGACUCCCCGACGAGAACCUAUCUGGGUUCGAGAAGGAGCAGCUUAGGCUGUCGCAGCAGGGGUAUGAGCAGAGCUUUGUCGGGGAAGUCGGACGGAGAAGGAAGAAGGUUAGGUAUACGGAGUGA